UACAACCCGUUCCAAUCAUUCGACUCAACCCCAACUGAAAGCAUGACUUCCACAACACCCCCCGAAGUAGCUGCCCACGUAGAAUCUCUGAUACCCAAGUUCAAGCUCACCCGGCUCCUCAACUCAGAUCAAGCCGGACGCCGCAUCAGUCUGCUAGGAACCAUAGACUCACAGCCCGCACUCCUCAUAGCUGAGCGCGCCGCCUUUGACACCACACCCGCCAUCCUCGAAGGCUUCUCCACAUCUCUACGCAACAUCAAGAACCUCGGCGCCAACGACAUCUACGCGUGGUUCCUCGCAAACUCCAACCCAAGCAACGACAAAGAUGCCUCUUCCCCACCGCCCCCGGACUUCAAAAUCAACCUCAUCUACCCAUGCACAGACAAACACGUCAAAAAGUACACCCAGCAGCGCCUCCGCGUCGUCACCGAAACACCGGAAAUCUACACCUCCUACAUCCGCCCGUACAUGCGUGCCCAGCGCGAAAAGGGCGCCCUCAACUGGAUCUACAACAUCAUCGAGGGCCGUACCGAGCAGGAAGACGUCAUGUACCGCGAAUCCGGCUCCGACGGCUUUCUCUUACUUCCCGAUCUAAACUGGGACCGCAAGACAAUGGGUGGUCUGCACUUGUUGGGCAUAGUAGAGAGGAGGGAUAUCUGGAGUGUGAGGGAUUUGACCCGCGACAUGGUGGGGUGGGUAAGGCAUAUGAGGGAGAAGAUGGUCGAGGCGACCGUGGCCUUGUAUCCGGACAUUGAGAGGGAUGAGUUGAAGCUUUAUGUGCAUUACCAACCAACAUACUACCACUUCCAUAUUCACAUUGUCCAUGUUUCACUCGAAGCCGGAAACACACAAGCUACAGGCAAAGCUCUGGGCUUGGAAAACAUCAUCUCGCAGCUCGAAACUAUGGCUCCUUCUUCCUCUUCUUCGGCAUUGCCCCCUGGUAUGCAGGAUGCUAGCCUAACCUACCAUCUCGGUGAGCAGAGCGACUUGUGGCAGAAAGUGUACUUGCCGUUGAAAGAGGGGCGCGAGGUAAACGUGCAUGGCUUUUGAACAAGAUGAGAAAAGAACAAUUCCAACAAAACUUGUUAGAUAUAUUAGAUUACGUCGUAUCUGGAUGGUAUCUACAUGCAUAAUACAUCAAGAAUUCGUUUCACUGCCUUUGGCGGGUAUAUUCGAACCUUUCAACUCCUCAUCCCGAGUCUCGGUGUUCCAAUCCGUCAUUUCUCCUCCAUCGUUAUCGUCAUGCACAUAGUCAUGCUCGCCAUCUC
This is a messenger RNA of Bipolaris maydis ATCC 48331, 1268 nucleotides long. RefSeq names its product HIT-like domain-containing protein. Gene Ontology annotation, cellular component: P-body; nucleus. The record is from RefSeq and is a predicted model, not a curated record. Lineage: Eukaryota; Fungi; Ascomycota; Dothideomycetes; Pleosporales; Pleosporaceae. Gene Ontology annotation, biological process: deadenylation-dependent decapping of nuclear-transcribed mRNA. Gene Ontology annotation, molecular function: hydrolase activity; RNA 7-methylguanosine cap binding.